AUGGCGACGGUGGGCGAGUACGAGUCGGUCCUCUGUGUGAAGCCCGACGUCAACGUUUACCGGAUCCCGCCGAGGGCGUCUAAUCGCGGAGUCAGGGCAGCCGAUUGGAAGCUGGACGCUCCUGACUGGACUGGGCGCAUGCGUGUGACGGCCCGGGGUAAAGUGGCCUAUGUGAAACUGGAGGACAAGAUCUCUGGGGAGCUGUUUGCCCAGGCACCAGUGGAGGAGUACCCUGGAAUUGCUGUGGAGACUGUUAGUGACUCCAGCCGUUACUUUGUGCUCCGUAUCCAGGAUGACAACGGUCGCAGUGCAUUCAUAGGCAUUGGGUUUGGAGACAGAGGAGACUCCUUCGACUUCAAUGUUGCUCUGCAGGACCACUUCAAGUGGGUAAAACAGGACAACGAGAUUUCUAAGCAAGCACAGGCCCCAGACACUACUCCUAAACUGGACCUGGGCUUCAAAGAGGGACAGACCAUCACUCUUAAUAUUGGGCAAUCUAAAAAGAAGGAUAAGCCCCGUCCACAGAGUUCAGGUGGGCUUGGGCUCCUCCCCCCUCCCCCAGGAGGCAAGCUAGCCCCACCCCCUUCAUCCAGAUCCUCCAAUCACAACACACAACCAUCUGCGGGGGCAAGUGACUCAGGUUGUCUGGUAGACCUGGACUCCUGUAACUGA
Lampris incognitus (smalleye Pacific opah) is the source of this 672-nucleotide messenger RNA. RefSeq names its product adaptin ear-binding coat-associated protein 1-like. The coding region runs from base 1 to 672 and encodes 223 amino acids. The transcript has 7 exons. Gene Ontology annotation, biological process: endocytosis. The record is from RefSeq and is a predicted model, not a curated record. Gene Ontology annotation, cellular component: membrane; clathrin vesicle coat. Lineage: Eukaryota; Metazoa; Chordata; Actinopteri; Lampriformes; Lampridae.